GAAAUACCGACAUUCAGAUGUCUCAUGUUGUUUGUGUUUGCUGUACCACAGUUUGACAAUACAGCUACUGGAAGUUGAAAGUGUUGUUAGAGAAAUAAAAUAUGAUGUAAGGGGAUGAAAUUUAUUUCUCUGCGUUGCUGGGUAGAUUCCAUAGAGUUGAGUACGUACCCAGCCGCUUACGCCGCUGUGAUUUUGAAUGAAACAUCUGGGUCUACUCACCUUGAAACUAGUCACUGAGACUUUAACGUAUAAGGUAAACAUAUUCUGAUACGGAAUGAGUGAAGCUUUGAUCAGCAAGACAAUAUUGCAUGCUGGCAGCAAAUGCGUCACCUUCGAGAAAGGGACAAAGGUGGUGUUUCAUUUUCAAAGCAGAAGAGCGGGAGAUGAAUCUCAGGUUUUGGAUGAUAGUAGAAGUAUGGGCAAGCCAAUGGAACUGGUUCUCGGCAAAGGGUUUAAGCUAGAAGUUUGGGAAACUGCAGUAAAAAUGAUGGCGAUACAUGAAGUUGCAAAGUUCAAAGUUGACAAAAGUCUGCUUCCUGCCUAUCCAUUUGUGUCUAAAACUCUGCGGGAGUCUCUGAAACCACAUAAGGAGAGGUCCCACCACUGCUGUGCUGUUACACUGCAAAAUGAGGGGACAGGCUAUGAAGACCUGAACCAGCUCAUCAAGGAGCCCUGUGACCUGGAGUUCAUUAUAGAGCUAAUUAAAGUUGAAGGUCCAGAAGAGUACAAGAAAGAAUCUUGGCAAAUGAAUGCAGAUGAGAAACUUUCUGCUGUUCCGAAGUUACGUGAGAGAGGAAAUCAGUUAUACAAGGAGAAGAAUUUUGAUGAAGCAGCAGGCCUUUAUGCUGAGGCCCUUGGCCUACUGGAGCAGUUAAUGCUAAAUGAAAAACCUGGUGAUGAAGAAUGGAAUGAGCUUAAUAAGAUGAAAAUACCACUGCUGUUAAAUUAUUCACAGUGCAAGUUGUACAAAAGAGAAUAUUAUCAAGUGAUUGAACACUGCAGCACAGUUCUAAAGGAUGAUCCAGGGAAUGUGAAAGCUUUAUUUAGAAGAGCAAAAGCUAAUGUUGGAGCAUGGAAGCCUUUCGAAGCAAGAGCUGAUUUUCAGAGAGUCAUAGAAUUAGAUCCAUCCUUAACUUUGACUGUGAGGAAAGAACUGAAGUUACUGGAUGAAUUGGAACGGAUAAAGAAUGAAGAAGACAGAGCAAAACUGAAAGGAAAGAUAUUUUAAUGUAUUCGUGUAUUAAUUUUUGACUCCAUUGUGACAAUUAAGCUCGUCCUACACUGUUUUUAAAAUACUACUUCUACUGUUACAAUAUACAGUACUGUCAAAACAUUACUGUGAUGGUAGGCCAUUUAACUAAUUCAUUUUGCUUGAUUUUCAAAUCUGCAUUUGUCAUGUGAAAGCUAGUGACACAAAAACAUGUGGUUUAAUUUCAAGUAAAAUGUACAGAAUGACCAUUAAAAUAAUAAUACUGCCAACAAUUUGUAGUCAGCUAGGGUUGCCUUAACUCAGUCAUUUACAAGCUUCAUUCUGAUGUUUAAAUAAACUGAAAGAAAUUCCUUCAGUAAUUUCACUGUCGCUGUUUUGUAGUUACGAGGUAUUCAUUUAGCAUAUAUUGGUGUUCACUGUUUCAAAUUCUGAGCCAAAGUAACAGCAAAUUGGGGCUAUAUUGCUCGUUAUUGUCAUUUUCAUUAAUAAUGGGUAUUUUUAUACUCUUAGGCCAAAGAAACAUCAGAUAUUAAGUAAUUUUGGUAACAAAGGAAGCAAAUAUAGUGUUAAGCCAGGGAAUAGGGAUUUAUUUCUAAGAGCAUUUUAUACUGAGCAAAUUCUUAGGAAAACAAAAAAAUAAGUCGGUAGGCAGUCUUACAUACAGCAUGUACUAGAGACAUGACUGCCACAAGUAAAUGAAAUAAAGGACUGUAUAGAAAUAUUUAAACAGAAGAGUAGGAGAUGCUCCAGAACCUACAGUGCACUGUAUUGUCUAACUUGGGCUCUUGAAAAUAUCUUCUCUUGGAAAGUAGCUUUGGUGGAAAUUUCCUGUCUUCCAACACAUGACUAGGAAUGUAUCAGUGUAUCUUUCUUCUGCAGUCAUUGCCGCCAUUAUUGACAAAAAUCGAGCAGAUAUAGCUCCAUUAAUACAAGUCAAAUUCAAGAUGAAGAGUGCCUGAAAUGUAAGAAAUGAAAUAUUCAUUCCAAUGAGAAGUGUGUUCUGUGCCAUGUUGUUGCAGAACUAGAGUAAGAAAGUAGUUCAAGAAAGGCAAAAACUAGUAUUGAACUCUUGUCUUCGUCUGAUCAGCAGUACAAUGUACAAUAUCUCAGACAACUGUUACUUCAGUAAGAAAGCAGAAAAAUGUAUUGUGUGAGUCAAAUAACUUACUAUUGCAUAAUUUGAAGGUGAUUUAUUAUCUAAGAUACUAGAAGAGACCCAUUAACAUGUAAAUAUGAUUUGCUGGCACAGAAUGAUUUUAAAAAAAGCUCUACUCACAACCAGAAAAAAGCUGAAACAUUGUCCUUGAAGCACACCUAAGAGCAAUUGCAAUCCUGAUAACUCCACUCUAUUCAACAAAAAGUGUGAAAUGUGUGAGAAAAACAGUGAAAAAUGGUAUUCUGUGAAUGAAGUGCAAUACUGUGCACCACCAACUAUGAACUUAAAAUUCAUCCGUCUGUGAAAUAAAAUAGGCAAGUCAUCUAGAUCAAAAGUGCACUGUGUGCCACCCCAUUAACACGAGAACUAUGUAUAUCGAUAAUUCUGCAUAUGGAAAUGAAUAUUCAUCGAUUUUGGAAGGACUGAGUACUGAAGACAUAUUUCUAAGCAAAGGGUAUCAUUAUCAAAAUAAAUAAGUAAUAAAUCUACCAGGGAAGACAUAUAAAAAGUGCUGUCACCAGUCUCAAUUCUCUUCAAAAAACCUUGUCCUUCCACACAGUAGUAUGAAGGAAGUCUUAAGGCAGAGCCCAUUUGUUUGGAUUUGUGGAUCUCUAUGAGCAAUUUUGGUACCCACUGAGGCAGAAUUUUUGGUAGCAUAAUGUAUCCGUGACUCCCUCAUACAAAACUAUUAAAGAUAUUUGCAGGAAUUGGUCAGGCAAGUUCAGAGAUGGUGUCACCUGUUCCAUCAAUUUUCUUGACAAGGUCAUUACUCUCAACAGACCUACCACUCCUCUCUCCAUUAUAAAUGUUUAUUCUCUCACUUUUAAAAAAAUUGGAUCCAUUGCCACACAACAUCGUCACUCAUAAAGUCCCCGUCAUAUAAAAUACACAACUGAUGAUUAAUGUAUGAUGCUGAAAAGUUUUGUACUGAAAUAAACCUUAUUACUGCUCGCUU
This is a messenger RNA of Schistocerca nitens (vagrant locust), 3321 nucleotides long. RefSeq names its product AH receptor-interacting protein. The record is from RefSeq and is a predicted model, not a curated record. Gene Ontology annotation, molecular function: protein binding; peptidyl-prolyl cis-trans isomerase activity. The transcript is spliced from 6 exons. The coding region runs from base 275 to 1228 and encodes 317 amino acids. NCBI's taxonomy places the organism in Eukaryota, Metazoa, Arthropoda, Insecta, Orthoptera, Acrididae.